Messenger RNA from Verticillium nonalfalfae, 3498 nucleotides. It is a transcript of the gene SMC6, whose product is annotated as Structural maintenance of chromosomes protein 6. Gene Ontology annotation, biological process: double-strand break repair via homologous recombination. The transcript is spliced from 4 exons. Gene Ontology annotation, molecular function: damaged DNA binding; single-stranded DNA binding. Gene Ontology annotation, cellular component: nucleus; Smc5-Smc6 complex; site of double-strand break. The record is from RefSeq and is a predicted model, not a curated record. Bases 1 to 3498 code for a protein of 1165 amino acids. Lineage: Eukaryota; Fungi; Ascomycota; Sordariomycetes; Glomerellales; Plectosphaerellaceae.
AUGUCGUCUUUGAAGCGAUCGCAUCGCGCCAUCAGCAACCUUGACUCGGCAAACGGCACCGGCGUGGAGCAGGCCAGCUCGAGCUUCAGCAACGAUGCCGCCAGAAAACGCGUGCGCGUUUCGGUCGGUCGCCCCGUAAAGCCUACAGCGCCGCGCGAACCGAGUGCCGUGUCCGAGGAGUCCGAACAAAGCGCCGGCGAAGAGUCUCGCAACGGCCGCGACUCUCCUCCCCGAACCCAAUAUGAGAUUAUGCGAGACGGCGGCUUUCGCCAUCUCGAGAACGAAGAGCUAGACGACCAACGUGCGACACAAGCCAUCAACGCUCGCUCGCAUCGGGUCGGUGACAACCGCGCAGCCGAGAAUGGAAUCAUCGAAAACGUCGAGUGCAUCAACUUCAUGUGCCAUGAACGCCUCUACGUCGAGCUCGGCCCCCUCAUCAACUUUAUCGUCGGCGAGAACGGCAGCGGCAAGAGCGCUGUCCUGACCGCCCUCACGCUCUGCCUAGGCGCCAAGGCGAGCUCCACAAACCGCGGAGGCAGCCUCAAGAGCUUCAUCAAGGAGGGCCGCGACCAGGCCGUCAUCACCGUCUGCAUCAAGAACCAGGGACAGGAUGCGUACCAGCCCGACUUGUACGGCGAGACGAUCAGGGUGGAGCGCCACUUCUCGAGGUCCGGCACGAGCGGCUUCCGCCUGAAGAGCGAGCGCGGCAAGACCAUCUCCACAAAGAAGGCCGAAAUCGACGAAAUCACAGAAUACUGGGGCCUGCAGGUCGACAAUCCGCUGAACGUCCUAUCCCAGGACAAUGCGCGUCAGUUCCUCAACUCGGCCACGCCCGCCGUCAAGUACAAGUAUUUCUUCAAGGGCGUCCAGCUGGAGCAGCUCGACCACAACUACAAACUUAUAUCGGAAAUGCUGGACAGCCAUGAGGAGAAGCUGGUCAAGCUCAAGGAUGAUGCCGCCCAACUGGAAGUCAAAUACCAGAGGGCCAAGAAGGACAAGCAGGCCGUCGAGGCGAAUCUUGGCUUGCGCGCAGAGGGCCAGCGAAUCCGCACGCAGCUGGCCUGGUGUCAGGUUGUGGAUGCUGAGCGUGGUCUUGCGCAACAACAAGCGCAGCUGGAGUCCCUCACCUCGAAACUCGUCGAGGAUGCGCGGAACAUUGACAAGGCCACGGGGCAACUCACGACGUGCGAUGAAAAGAUUGAGCAGCUCGAAGCUGCUGUGGCGGAAAAGUCAAGGGAGAAGGAGUCGGAAGAGGAGGGGGUGGAAGCGGCCUUGGCUGCGUACCAGGAGGCGAAAGCGAAACUGGAAGAUCACCGUCGCGAAGAACGCGAAGCCCACGCUCAAAUCAAGAACGCCAGGGCAAGCGUUGCCAGUUGGAAGGAAAAAAUUGCAGCUGAAGAGCAACGGCUCGGCGAAGAGUCUGGAAGUGCUCGCCAGAAAUUGCAGGAACAGCUCGACGAGGCAAACGCCGAGGAGGCUCGCUUGCAACGCCAGAUUCUCGAGGGCAGCGCGCAGUUGCCCAUUCUGGUCAAGGAGAGCGACGCUGCCGCUGAACACGUCACGCAAUGCGAGAAACGCCUGAAUGCCAAGGGGAAAGAGGUCCAGGAUGCGAGAGGACGCAUCCAGAACCUGCAAAGCAACAACCGAUCGCCCUAUGCGGCUUUCGAUCCCAAGAUCCCUCAGCUUCUCAAGGCCAUUGAGCGAGACGAUGGGUUCGAGAGACGGCCCGUAGGUCCCGUUGGACUCCAUAUGCAACUGCUCAAACCUGUCUGGUCAUCGAUUCUCGAGACAACGUUCGGCCAGUUUCUCAACAGCUUCCUGGUCGUGAACAAGCAGGACCAGCGACGUCUCGUCGAACUCAUGCGUCAGAUCGGCAUCCGGAACGUUCCAGUCACGAUCGGAAAGCCCCUACCUCCGGGCACUAAGCUGAAGGAACCGGAUGAGCAGUUCUUGACGAUUCUUCGUGCUCUCAAGAUCGAGAAUGACUGGGUGCGCGAUCAGCUCAUCGUCAACUACAUGAUCGAAAAGAUCAUCCUCGUUGAGAGGAGAGAGGAUGCCGAGGACAUCAUGUACGGCAGCGAGGGUCCGCCGCGCGAUGUGUCUGUCAGUCUCAGUCUCCACGACCGCAAGCGGAAUCAAGGUAUCCGUAUUCAAGUCAGGCCAUCGGGCAUUUCGACGAGUACUGUCAGCGAGUUCAAGAGGGCCCCGCGCAUGAAGUCAGAUGUCGAGACCCAGAUUGGCCUGCACGAAGAAACGCUGCGACUCCUCGACGGCGAGUUUCAGGAGCUGCGCAAGGAAAAAGCGACACUUGAGACGGCUCGAAGGCGCUGUCACGAGCAGGUGACGCGGUUGAGGCAAACCAACGACAAGCUCGAGGCCGCCAUCACCAAAAUUGCCGCCAAGAUUACGAACCUCAACGAAGAGAAUGACCAGUACGAAGGUGCCGAUGGACGACUAGCCCAAUACCAGGAAGAACUCAAGCUGGCCGAACUCGACAAGGAGCAUCACGGCACCCAGUACGGAGAACUGCACGUCAAACGAGACUCGCUCAACAAGGAAGUCGAGGAGCAGAAGAGGAAGCUCAACCACGAAAAGGAGAAGAUCAAGGAUCUGGAGGCACAGCUCAACAAGGUCGACAGAAAGCUGCAGCAGGCCCGGGAUCUCCGCCAGAUGGCCGUUGUGGCCAAGAACACGGCCUACGACACGCAGGCAGAGACCGAGACUCUCAAGCACCGCGCCGAGCAAGAAUGCGCCUACCAGGCCCAAGCUGUGGCCGAGUGCACCGAGGGCGCCUCGGCCCAGUCCCCGAACCGCGUUGCAAUCGACGAGGGCGAGAACUACGCAAGCUUGGAGAAGAAGUACAACGCGAUUUGCAAACAGCUCAAGCAGCGAGCGGAACGCAUCGGCGCCACGGACGAGCAGAUCAACGAUCGGCUGCGCGAGGCCAAAGCCGCUUUCCUGGCGGCGUCCCAGGAGUUUGAGUCGCAGCAAAGCUUCCAGCAGGACGCGAAGCGCUCGCUGGCCGAUCGACUCGUCAGGUGGCGCCACUUUCAGCAGCACAUCUCGGCGCACUCGAGGAUCAACUUCCGAUACCUCCUCAGCGAGCGCGGGUUCAGGGGAAACAUCCUCUUCGACCACAAGCAGCGAAAGCUGCAGCUGUCUGUGGAACCCGACGAGACGCGCAAGAACGCGGGCGGCCGGAGCACAAAAACAUUGUCUGGAGGCGAAAAGUCCUUCUCGUCCAUCUGUAUGCUGCUGGCCAUUUGGGAGGCCAUGGGAUCGCCGCUGCGAUGUCUCGACGAAUUCGACGUUUUCAUGGACAACGUCAACCGAACGAUUAGCACCAAGAUGCUGAUUGAUGCGGCUCGACGCUCGGUCAGCCGUCAGUACAUUAUGAUCACCCCCAACGCCAUCGAGGGACGGGCUUCGUUGGGCAAGGACGUCAAUAUUAUCCGUUUGACCGAUCCGCGCCAACGAACGCUCCCGCAGAUGACGUGA